AUGGAGCUGCGCGGCGCGGGAGGAGGCGAGGCUAAGGCGCGCCCCCAGACCGCUUCUGGGUUCGGCAGUGGCUCCUGCACGGCACGGAAGCGGCCGGUCUAGGCAGCACCGGAGGCGGCCCUCCGCGCGCACCGAGGAUGGAGCUGACCGCCCCCACCGGGUUUGACUUGCACUGAAUCGGGCCUCCAGUCCAGGAUGGUUUGUUCUUGGGACCAGACCUGACCAGAAGUUGACCUCAUGAGCACGUCCGCCUCCCCCGCGGCCAUGCUCCUCCGGAGGCUGAGGCGGCUCUCCUGGGGCAGCACAGCUGUCCAGCUCUUCAUCCUGACCGUGGUGACGUUUGGCCUGCUGGCCCCCCUGGCCUGUCACCGGCUUCUGCACUCUUACUUCUACCUUCGCCAUUGGCACCUGAACCAAAUGAGCCAAGAUUACCUGCAACAAAGCCUGAAAGAGGGUGAAGCCGCCCUCCACUACUUUGAGGAGCUGCCGUCCGCCAACGGCUCAGUGCCCAUCGUCUGGCAGGCCACCCCCCGGCCCUGGCUGGUCAUCACCAUCGUCACGGUGGACCGGCAGCCUGGCUUCCACUACGUCUUGCAGGUGGUGUCCCAGUUCCACCGGCUGCUUCAACAGUGCGGCCCCCCGUGCGAGGGCCACCAGCUCUUCCUGUGCAACGUGGAGCGCAGCGUGAGCCACGUGGACGCCAAGCUGCUGUCCAAGUACGUCCCCGUGGCCAACCGCUACGAGGGCACGGAGGACGAUUACGGCGACGACCCUUCGACCAACUCGUUCGAGAAAGAGAAGCAGGACUACGUCUACUGCCUGGAGUCCUCCCUGCAGACCUACAACCCGGACUACGUCCUGAUGGUGGAGGACGAUGCCGUCCCGGAGGAGCAGAUCUUCCCCGUCCUGGAGCACCUCCUGCGGGCUCGCCUCUCCGAGCCCCACCUCAGAGACGCCCUUUAUCUAAAGCUCUACCACCCCGAGAGGCUCCAGCACUACAUCAACCCGGAGCCCAUGCGGAUCCUGGAGUGGCUCGGCGUGGGCAUGGUGCUAGGGCCCCUCCUCACCUGGAUGUACAUGCGCUUUGCCAGCCGCCCGGGCUUCAGCUGGCCCGUCCUGCUCUUCUUCUCCCUGUACAGCAUGGGCCUGGUGGAACUGGUGGGCAGGCACUACUUCCUGGAACUGCGGCGGCUGAGCCCCUCCCUGUACAGCGUGGUCCCCGCUUCGCAGUGCUGCACCCCGGCCAUGCUCUUCCCCGCCCCCGCGGCCCGCCGGACCCUCACCUACUUGUCCCAGGUGUACUGCCACCAGGGCUUUGGCAAGGACAUGGCCCUGUACUCGCUGUUGAGGGCCAAGGGGGAGCGGGCCUACGUGGUGGAACCCAACCUCGUGAAACACAUCGGGCUCUUCUCCAGCCUCCGGUACAACUUUCACCCCAGCCUGCUCUAGUGCGCCAAGAAGGAAGUGCUUUUCUGGGAUUGGCGGCGGCGGCUUUGGAGAUUCCGAUACGGAGCUCCUUCUUUAGACACGGUCGCUUGCAGAUAUUCCGUUGUGUUAACGUUGCUGGGGGGGAUAGGGCACUGGGGACAGCAGAGGAAAAGGCCCGUCAAGAAGCGUGGCAGGAGCAGCGGUUGGCCACAGGUCCGGACCUCUGUCCCUCCACACAGCCACACUGCCUCAUGCAGUCUGACCCACCCAAUGAGGGGGGGGUGUUAAAAAUACCAGUUACAUUCCCCAGUUGUUUUCAGCUCUGCUUCGUGAUAGGCAUAGGGACUGCCAAAACUACUGCGCACAGUGAUGUGACUGUCUAAGGAUGUUAAGGGUAGAACUUGGUGAAAGGUGAGGUCCUUUUGAAUCGAUUUCGUUCUCACUGGGCAUGAGAAUGGAUGUAUUUGGAAUAUACUCUAUGUCUAAACAGGCGGGACCAUGUUGAUAGAUUCUGCUUGUUUCCUUGACCUGAUGUAAUGAAAGCCAAUGAAAGCUGUGCAGUGCUGGCAGCAUGGAGGCAGGUGACCUGGCUUCCGCUACCUGCCUUUUUCCUCUCGGCACUGCAGCGCAACUGAUAACCAGUAUUGUUAGUGAGAACUUUAAGGCACAGCAGAAUUUGAAAGCACCUUAUGGAUCAUCGAAGUCAGAUCGCUUAUGUUUAUUAGUGACUUAAUAUUGAAGAUUUCUUCAUAUUCUGAUUAUUGGAAAAUUGGACAUUGCAGAAUGGUAUUGAAUGGGUGAGCUCUUUACUAACUGCAUAUCCCUUUCCCUAACUUUUCUGGCUAGCCAGUCACCCUCAUUUCCCUUCCUUCUAAGGUAGCAUGAGAAAACAUGGACUGUGAAGUCAGAAGAACUGCAUUUUUAUUUCAGAGUUCUCGUAUGUCCUGGUGGUGUGAGCUUGGCUGAGUCAUAACCACUCGGAGUCUCAGUUUCUUCACCUGUAAAAUGAGAACCGUGGUACCUACCUUUUAAAGUUGCCUUGAGACUGUAUGUAAAACACCUUAUAAAUGCUUAGCCCAUAGAGGGCACGUGGUGAAUUCUAGUUCUUUUCUCUCCUGUAGUAAGUAUAUAAAACUCAAGUGUAUUUUGGAUAAAGAUGUUAAUGGUGGUGUUUAGAGUAUGAGAUAGGACACAGAGCUGACACCUAUGAAGCUGCUGUUCUAGACGAACCACCGCUAGAAUUAGAGGCUGACUUGUCAUUGAGGCUUCCGGAGGGAACCCAGCUUGUCCCCACCUCCAACCAAAGUAGUUUUUCAUUCGAACUGGGAGUGAUCUGAGACACCGCUUGAACUUAUUCCAAGACUAUCAUCUGAAAAUUACUUUUCUCGAGAAUUACAAAUAAAUGGCCUUUGAUGAGACUUAGGGAACCGGUGGGCAGCAUGUCCCUUCCUGAGGACAGAUGGUUGCGUGAGAGUUCACGCAGUUGUCCAGUCUGGUUCAGUGCCACAUCUUCUGUUUGCGUUUACAUUUCCCCGGGGAGCUUCCAUGUGGGGAUCCUCUCAAGAACAGGGAGGGCGUAUACGGAGGUGGGGGUGCAGGUGGCAGUGGGUUCACCACCACAGUUUACAGAUGAACAAACUGAGACCCAGCGAUGUUAAACAGCUCCAGGUUCACACAGCUGAGCAGGACUGAAACGGCCCUUCUGACUUCCGGCCCCUGUGGUUAAUCCCAUCCAUGUUAUAGAUAUCUGUGUAGUCAAAUUCUCUUUUGUAAAAUAUGAUUGUAACCUGGACUGAAUAAUGUCUCUGUAAACGAAGAUGGUAGAAACUCAUUGUCACGUGGGCCUUGGGGAACAAACAGGUACGAGUGUGUGUUGUGUUGUUAUGGUGACCUGUUAUGUAUCUCCCAGGAAUGUCCAAAGUGACCAGAGCUACGAGAUGACUUAUUCAAGAUGUUCGGAUUCCGUACCUUCAUGCCUCCUCUCCCAGCAACUGGCCCCACCCCCAUGUUUGAGAACAGAACCAGCCUCAUGUUUGAGAAUAGAACCACCCUCAACCUAUAGACCUCAUGAGAGUUGAUUGCAAUUAAUGAUUGGAUCUCCUCAUGAAAAUUCAUUUGUCCAGUAGGAGAAAAGCCACAUCUAAGCUAGAAAGGCUCAAGACGGAACCAUUGCUGGUUUUCAUUUCUGCUGUUUCUAAUUCAGAUGUCUACCACAUGCAGAUACUCCCUCCCCUGACUCCUUCAUUCUGGAUGGCCAAGGCCAUCUUUGCCUUGUCUAAUUUCUCUACCUGUACACCAAGAAUCUCCUCCCAUUGAUCUUAACUAGAGUCUGCCAUCCUUGGACAUUUUCUGCAGCUCAGUGCUGCCCUUUUAUCUCUACCCACUUCUAGGUUUUCUUCCCUUUUGUCCCUCAUUCCUAGAGUCCAAUUUUUGUAUAUUGUCCUUGAUUAGGACAGCUAACAGCUUCACACCAAAGCUGAAGUCUCAUUUAAUCCCAAGCAAGGGGACUAGUAGAGAACCCAACUCCCCUUCCCAUAUCAAGGGACAUAGGUUACCAGGUCAGUGAAGGUCUCUUAACAGUCCUGCUCAUCUUUCAGAGUUAAAUUAUAGUCAGGCCUAAGGAGCUCUCAUUUGUGACUGAGUGUAUUUGUGUAGACAUAUUAGUUAAAAUAAAAGCAUCCAUUCCACUGAGGUAUCCUGAGAA
Molecule: messenger RNA, 4132 nt
Organism: Eptesicus fuscus (big brown bat)
Lineage: Eukaryota; Metazoa; Chordata; Mammalia; Chiroptera; Vespertilionidae
Gene: PGAP4
Product: post-GPI attachment to proteins GalNAc transferase 4
Exons: 2
Coding region: 238-1449 (403 amino acids)
Biological process (GO): GPI anchor biosynthetic process
Cellular component (GO): Golgi membrane
Molecular function (GO): glycosyltransferase activity
Source: RefSeq, a predicted model, not a curated record